AUGGGGAUCCGAGAGUUUCCCGGCGGCGCACCCAGGAGCAAAAGCAUCGCCGUUGGCAUGAGGAGGUCACCGGACGUCAGCCCCCGGAGACUGUCCGACAUCAGCCCCCAGCUCCGGCAGCUCAAGUACCUGGUGGUGGACGAGGCUAUUAAGGAGGACCUGAAAUGGUCGCGCUCGGUGGAGGACCUCACUAGCGGGCCCGUGGGGCUGACGUCCAUCGAGGAGCGGAUCCUGCGCAUCACAGGCUACUAUGGCUACCAGCCCUGGGCAGCGAGCUACAAAAGGGAGGAGCGCCCCCGGGACUCCCCGGGCCCGGCGGAGGCCCAGGCGCCGGCUGGGGCGGAUGCCAGCGGCCGAACGAGCCACCCCUGCUGGAGAUGCUCCCAGGCACAGCUCAAGAAGAUUUUCUGGGGCGUGGCGGUGGUGCUGUGCGUGUGUUCCUCCUGGGCGGGUUCCACGCAGCUCGCCAAGCUGACCUUCAGGAAGUUCGAUGCUCCCUUCACCUUGACGUGGUUUGCCACCAACUGGAACUUUCUGUUUUUCCCGUUGUAUUAUGUGGGGCACGUCUGCAAGUCGGAGGAGAAGCAGUCUGUGAGGCAGAGAUACAGGGAAUGCUGUCGAUUUUUUGGAGACAAUGGCUUGACUUUGAAGGUGUUUUUUACCAAGGCAGCACCCUUUGGUGUUCUUUGGACACUCACAAACUACUUGUACUUACAUGCAAUAAAGAAAGUAAACACUACGGAUGUCUCCGUGUUGUUCUGCUGCAACAAAGCUUUUGUGUUCUUGCUCUCAUGGAUCGUUCUCAGGGACAGGUUCAUGGGAGUGAGGAUCGUGGCCGCCAUCCUCGCCAUUGCUGGGAUCGUGAUGAUGACCUACGCCGAUGGCUUCCACAGCCACUCUGUCAUCGGCAUAGCGCUGGUGGUGGGCUCUGCGUCCAUGUCUGCCCUCUACAAGGUUCUGUUCAAGCUCCUCCUGGGCAGUGCUAAGUUUGGAGAAGCCGCCUUAUUUUUGUCCAUCUUGGGCGUGUUUAACAUCCUUUUCAUCACCUGUAUUCCCGUCAUCCUCUACUUCACCAAAGUGGAAUACUGGAGCUCGUUCCAUGACAUUCCAUGGGGGAACCUUUGUGGAUUUUCAGUCCUCUUGUUGACAUUCAAUAUUGUAUUAAAUUUUGGAAUCGCUGUUACGUAUCCCACUCUGAUGUCUGUUGGAAUCGUCCUCAGUGUACCUGUGAAUGCAGUGGUGGAUCACUACACCAGUAAGAUAGUCUUCAACGGGGUGCGGGUCAUCGCCAUCAUCAUCAUCGGCCUGGGCUUCCUCCUCCUGCUCCUGCCCGAGGAGUGGGACGUCUGGCUCAUCAAGCUUCUCACCCGCCUCAAAGUGAGGAAGAAGGAGGAGACGGCGGAGGGCGGCGUGGACCCGGGCUCGGGGCCUCAGAGCAAGAGCCGAAGGGCCCGGCCCUCCUUCGCGCGCUGA
Enhydra lutris kenyoni (northern sea otter) is the source of this 1473-nucleotide messenger RNA. It is a transcript of the gene SLC35F3, whose product is annotated as solute carrier family 35 member F3. The record is from RefSeq and is a predicted model, not a curated record. The coding region runs from base 1 to 1473 and encodes 490 amino acids. NCBI's taxonomy places the organism in Eukaryota, Metazoa, Chordata, Mammalia, Carnivora, Mustelidae. Gene Ontology annotation, biological process: thiamine transport. Gene Ontology annotation, cellular component: membrane. The transcript is spliced from 8 exons.